CAGACAUCAGGCGCUAGCGAAGGUGACCUUCCCGUGCAAGCAGCAGCAGAGCCAAAGAAAUUUUUAUGGGCGGCGGCAGUUCGGCGAAUAGCAGUGGAGAGGAGGACGGCGACGCCGAAUGGAAGGCGGCCAUCGAUUCCGUUGCCGCCGUCAACCUCGGCACCUCCACCUCCAAUCGCCCCGCCACGCCCCAAUCGGUUGCCGGCGGUUCGACGGCCCCAGACGACCCCCGCGACGAGCAGCUAAAGAAGCCCCAAACCCCUGGCCUCAAGCUCUACCAGAUCAAGGCACAAAAGCUUCUUGAUGAUCUGUUAGAGAAGAGUCUUGAGAUGGUGACAAAUCCUAUCCCUAUGUCCAAUGACAAUCCUCAAUCAAAUGGAGGUGGCAUUCAGUUAUUCAGAAAAGCACCUCCUGGCAUAAUUUUGGAUCCCAUUGAUCCACAUCCACAACCACGAAAAAGACCAAAAAUUCUACCAGGAAAGGAAGUUGAUGAGAAAUCAAAGAAGUUCAGACGCCAACUUCAAUCUGUCAUUGUUGAUGGCAAUAAUAUUAUGGCUGCAGCGAGAGAGGCAUGCCAGAGAUCUUUGGCUAGAUUUGAAGCUAAAGAAGCUGCAGCAAAGGCGGCAGCUAAAAAAGAGGAAGAAAGAGUUUUGGAACUGAAAAAGGUCAGAGGAGAGAAAUGGCUUCCUUCCAUUGCAAGAGAAAUGCAGGGCAAAACUUGAACUCACUGAGGAUGGGGAAGGACAGAAGUUGGGCAGCUAUUGAAUGCUAUCAGAACUUCAGAAGCAAAAAAUGCAUUCAGUUUUAACUGAAUGCAGUUGGCAUUGAUUACUGAGUAUAGGAAUCGUUCUAUGUUGAUUUCCAUUGGAUAAAUGUGUCACUGUUGGAGGUAUGCUGACUCAUUUUAUACUUUGAGCUUCAUUUACCAAACCUCAAGCGUUCCCAUCUUUUGCCAGUGGGGCUCAGAUCCAUCGUGGUGGUUACAUGUUAGUAUAUUCAUGUGUAAUAGAAUAUUGUAGCAUUGCUGAAAUAAAGCACAUUUUCUUACUUGCAA
This is a messenger RNA of Elaeis guineensis (African oil palm), 1054 nucleotides long. RefSeq lists its product as uncharacterized. The record is from RefSeq and is a predicted model, not a curated record. Lineage: Eukaryota; Viridiplantae; Streptophyta; Magnoliopsida; Arecales; Arecaceae.